Beta vulgaris subsp. vulgaris (sugar beet) is the source of this 4687-nucleotide messenger RNA. RefSeq names its product polyadenylation and cleavage factor homolog 4. Gene Ontology annotation, cellular component: cytoplasm; mRNA cleavage factor complex. The coding region runs from base 465 to 3548 and encodes 1027 amino acids. Gene Ontology annotation, biological process: termination of RNA polymerase II transcription. The transcript has 7 exons. Gene Ontology annotation, molecular function: RNA polymerase II complex binding; mRNA binding. Lineage: Eukaryota; Viridiplantae; Streptophyta; Magnoliopsida; Caryophyllales; Amaranthaceae. The record is from RefSeq and is a predicted model, not a curated record.
UUGAAGAAAAAAUCGAGCUUCCUCAUUUCAUCUUGAGUAGCAAAAUCCCCAUCUUUCUUACAUUCCCUUUCUCUCUCUCUCCCUCUUUCCUCACUCUCACUUUCAUCUUCGUGUCACUCAUUUCUCUCUUCAUCUUCUUAAUUCAAUCUCGAUUCACAUUUCUGAAGCUAGAUUUUUGGUGUUAAAUCUUUAGAAAUUAGGGUUAGGAUUUCGAUUUCUUUUUUUUUUUUUUUUUGAAAUUUUUAAAUCUUACUGUAACAGUUUCUGUUCAUAUAUUCGUGUUACAUUUUGUUUAGAUUGCAAUUCAAUUCUAUUGUAAUAUUAUUUUGAUUUUACGUAAUUUGGCAAAAUUCAAUUUUGUAUUUUGUAAUAGAGAGGAUUAUACAGUAAUCUAGGUUAGAAUUAGGGUUAGGGUUUUGAUAUCAAUAAAUUUUGUUAAGUCUUGUAUGAUUUUGUAAUUGGAUAUGGAGAGUUCUCGUAGACCACCAUUUGAUAGAUCAAGAGAAUUGAUUGCGAAGAAGCCGCGAUUAAAUGAAGACCAGACCCUCCGGCAAUUUCAACAACCGAUGCAAAGAUCGGCGAUUGGUUCGGGUUCGACUCGAUUUCGAGCGAAUGAGAGAGAUAAAGAACCGGACGAUCCGGUUCGUGGGGCUUUACAGCAGUUUCAGCAGCAUCAGGAGCUGGUUAAUCAGUAUAAGACUGCUUUAGCUGAGCUAACGUUUAAUUCGAAGCCUAUUAUUACGAAUUUGUCGAUUAUAGCGGGCGAGAAUUUGCAGGCUGCCAAGGCCAUUGCGGCCACCAUUUGUUCUAACAUUCUUGAGGUUCCUACUGAACAGAAGCUGCCCUCACUUUAUCUACUGGAUAGUAUUGUGAAGAAUAUUGGUAGAGAUUACAUCAAGUACUUUGCAACAAGAUUACCUGAGGUAUUUUGCAAGGCAUACAGGCAAGUGGAUCCUGCAUUACAUUCUAAUAUGAGACAUUUAUUUGGGACUUGGAAAGGUGUUUUCCCUCCUCAUUCGCUGCAAAUUAUUGAGAAGGAACUCGGAUUCCAGGUAGCUGCCAAUGGCACACCAUCCGGAACUACGACUUCUAAGUCUGAUUCACAGUCUCCGCGUCAGCCACAUAGUAUUCAUGUGAAUCCCAAGUAUUUGGAAGCAAGACAGCGUCUUCAGCAGUCUAGUAAGAUAAAAGGAACAGAUAUUGGCCUCGCAGAUGUUGGAUCUUCUGACGAUGUGGAGAGGCGAGAGAGAACUGCUGGUGCAGGAAUUGAAAGGCCUUGGAUGGAUCCUUCAACAAAGAUGCAGAAUACACGCCUUCAAAGAGAACCACUUAGAGAAUCCGGUCUUCAAAAGCAGGUUGGUGCAAUCUAUGGAGAUUACGAAUUCCCAUCUGGUCUUUCAAGACCUAUAAACACAUCAGGUGGUAAACCUAGUGGACAGAGAUGGCUUGGUGCUGGCAGAGAGGGGGAAGAGUCGGUUUCUGGUGAAAGGAAUGGAUAUGAUAUUAAGCGUGGGAUUCCGAAGUAUGCAGUUGCCAGGCCAGCAAGUAGUAGUAUUCCGUCAGUGCAGAAUCAGCCAAGUGCUGGUGAGAUGUCUGGGAGCUGGAAACACUCCGAAGAGGAGGAGUACAUGUGGGAUGACUUGGGCACCAAGGCAAUGGAUCCUGGUGCUACAGCUGUCAUAAAGAAAGAAAUUUGGUCUGAGGAUCUCGAGAAAGUGGAACCAGGUGGGUACCAUCCUAAAUGGCAAAGCCGGACUGAAGUCAGGUCCAAUUUUGAGAGAGAACAUUCCGCCGAUACUCUUUCUUCUGAACUGAAAGAACAAGUGCCAUUUGGACACUCAAGGUCUUCCCAGUGGAAGAUGCAAGAAUCUCACCAGGGCGAUAGUACAAGUUCUUUGUUACAGCAAGCGGGAACCCACUCCGUGAUUGGUCCAUCUUCAGCUAAAGUCUCUAGUUUUGGUCUCCCUACUACUGUGUCAGCAUCUGCAGGAUCUAUGGCGCGUCAUCCAUCUCUUGGGCAAUCUGUGAUGAAUCAGCGUCCACCUUCUCCUUCUUUAUCUAAAAGGGAUCCUCGUCAAAAUCUUGCUGAGAAAGAUCAUUUGAGAUCUUAUCCCUUGGUUCGAUCUGAUCCCAGAACAGCUUCGUUCUCAGGGCAGUUAAACACAGGUGUUCGUGAUAAAAGUAUUCAGGACUCUGCACCCAGUCGGCAUCAGAAUAUUAAUGUGCAAAAAAUGCAAGCACAAACUCUGCAGAAAACACCUUCUCCUACACCUUUUCAACAAAGGCAUCAUGUUCCAUCUUCUGAACAGGUGUCAAAUUCAAAGGCUGAGCUUUCUGAUAUAGUUCAGAAAGCUCAGAAGCUGCUUGGUUCCUCCUCAUUGAAGAAAGGUUCCUCAUCAGAUAGUAUGAAUCCAGCUGCUGUUAAUAUGCAAGGGCAGGCAAAUGUGAGUAGUUUACUGGCUGCUGUAAUGAAAAGUGGGUUGCUUUCUGGUAGCUCUCUUUCUGGGCAGAGUAAGAUUCAACCUCCGGAUUCUCUCACUCCACAAGCCGCUCUUAUUAGUUCCAAGGAUGGUUCCACAUCUUCACAUCCUCGUGAUUCUACUGUUGCUGUCUCUCAGAAUAUGGUAAAAAAGCCUUUGCUGGUGCCUCCAGUCUCUUCAUCUCCUAUGAGUAGUACAUUAGCACAAACUUCGAAUGCUGCAGCUGCCAAGUCAAACCCUCUUUCUAUUUUAAGCACAUUGAUAUCAAAGGGAUUAAUAUCUGCACCAAAAACUGAAGCACCUGCUGCUGUUCCUCUGAAGUCUGAGGACCUGCUUCAAGAAAAAAGUCUUACUGUUGUUACUGUAACUAAGGAUACAUGUCCAUCAGUUUCCAAAGUUCCUGCAGCUCUAUCUGAAUCUUCUUCUGAGAAGAUUUCAUCCUUGGAACUUGACAGAAAGAAAUCUGACUCAGUUCAAAGCACAAAAGAAGAGGCUGAAGAUCUCAUAGGAUUUGAAUUUAGGCCCCGUGUGCUCCGGGAUCUGCAUCCUGCUGUAAUUGACAGACUCUCUGAUAACAUGCCACACAAGUGCACUGCAUGUGGUGUCGAAUUCAAACUGCAAGAAGGGCUUGCUAGACAUUCUAAGUGGCAUGCCUUUAAAAAUUCGAUACAAAAUCGCUUGAAUAAGCCGUCAAGGAGAUGGUAUUCAAAACCUUCUGACUGGAUUGCUGGGAAGGCUGAAUUUCCAUUUGGUUACAACUCCACUAGUCUCGUGGAAGGGUCCAGCAGGGUCAGAGAAGAAAAUGAGAAAUUGGUUCCUGCAGAUGAAAGUCAAUGCGUGUGUCUCUUAUGUGGUGAGCUUUUUGAAGAUUUCUACAGUCAAGAGAGGGAUGAGUGGAUGUUCAAAGGAGCAGUUUACUUGUGUACCCCAUCUGGAAGCACUGAGGAAGGAGGAUCUUGUAAUGAGAGUGGUUCGCAAAAAUUGAUUGUGCAUGCCAACUGUAUGUCAGGUGAUUCAGGUUUUGGCUUGGCAUCUAUCAGGGGUAUUAAAGUGGAAAAGGUUACCUAAUUUUGUUAGACAACCUUACCUGCAGACUACAGUAAUCCCAAAAGGUCCUUCUGGGAUGUGAGGAAGAGGGUGGUGGCCUCAAUCGGUUCAGGGAGCUGGUGACAAAAGGACAAAGGUACAGGAAUACCUUUUGAAUAGCUUUGCACCAUGUAUCUGCCUUCUCUAUUUUUGCAGAGGAAGUUAUGCAAUGGGAUGUUGGUGUGAGAGCUUCUACCUUGUUUCCUCUGAAUUUGUCUGGUUUUGAUAGUUGUGACUUGUUAGAGUUCCAUUGAAGUAAAUAUAUGGAAGAGCUAAUAGCGCGCAUAUCAUCUAUUUGGAUUGAACUUUCCCCCAUGGAUAUUUUGGCACGGUUGAAGUGAGACUGCUACCUUCAGCACUCAGUGUCCAUAUUUUAGUGCUAGCACAACAAACUGAAGGUAGCUCAUCUCAACCUGUCACCGGAGCUGUUGGCAUGUGAUAGAUUGUUUUGACUGUGGAAUGAGCUAAAUUUUGCCCGUAUGUUUUCUCCCCCUUUUUACAGACUUGUUUUUGUUCCUUCUCUUUGUGUUUCUUUUUUUUCGGGGGGUGGGUGGGUGGGGAGGGUGGUUCGUUGUUGUAGUCUGACGUAGACGUGGAGGCGUAAAGUUUGCUUUCUUAGCUUUUGAGGACUCUGUUUUGGAAUUUGUAGUUUACAGAACCAUGUAACAUUUAUAACCCCAUACCCCUCAAAAAAAAAAAAAAAAAAAGGAAAAAGAAGAGAACAAGAAAAAAAGAAGAGGAGAAAUAGCUCUUCAACAAUAGAUAGGACGUUUUACUUUCACUGAUGCAUGCUGGUUAUCAUGUUUGUGUCAACUGAUAUGCUUUUGUUUUGCUCGACUUUGAAUUUGUUUUUAUUUGGUGGGUUUCGGUCUAUUAUAAGUAAUUUAUCAUAUAUCCUGAUGUAUCUUGAGUAUGUCACACUUAAGGCUAUUUUUUACUCGUAUUGCUCAUUUGAAAUAAUCCAAAUGUACUAAAAAUGAGAGUUUAAAUGAGCAAACGAGCAAAAAUUAGUCUUACCGGAUGUAUGAUGAAUCAACUUAGUCUAUCAUAGAAGAGAUGAACUCAGCUGCAACUGCAAGUGGAAUGUUGCUGCAUUUAUAAUGUUAUUGCUGUCUUGCUGA